Messenger RNA from Wallemia ichthyophaga EXF-994, 2283 nucleotides. RefSeq names its product Transcription factor 25. Gene Ontology annotation, cellular component: RQC complex. Bases 1 to 2283 code for a protein of 760 amino acids. Lineage: Eukaryota; Fungi; Basidiomycota; Wallemiomycetes; Wallemiales; Wallemiaceae. The transcript is spliced from 2 exons. The record is from RefSeq and is a predicted model, not a curated record. Gene Ontology annotation, biological process: ribosome-associated ubiquitin-dependent protein catabolic process; rescue of stalled cytosolic ribosome.
AUGUCGAACGCACGGCGACUACGCCAGCAAAAAGAAUUAGAGGCUUUGCAAGCGAAUGAACAUGAACAUGAGCAGGUGCACGAGGAAUCAAAGCAGCCACAGCAGCCACCCAAAGUAGUCAAUCCAUUCGCAGCAUUAGGCGGUGGCGGUGAGGACGAAGAGGAUGAGGAGGAUGAGUCUGGCACGCCAGCACCAGCAUCAUCUCACACCACGCACACAUCCUCAUCAAACAAGAAGAAGAAGAAGAAGAAGAGCAAGGCGGAUGUGAAUGUGGCAGAGGGUGAGCGUUUGCAGUCCAAACCACGUUCAACACAACCCCACACAACCCAAAAGCAUAAGAAAGGGAUGAAUGAGAUCGACGAGGCGUUGCGCGAGCUCAACAUCAAGUAUCCACACGAGCAGACACAGGCACAGACGCAGUCACAGGCGCAGUCACACCAGGCAAACACUCCACACAGCACACUCUCCACCCUCCGCACUCUCCUUUCCGUCGACCCUAAACACCUCGACGCGUCUGCGGAAAUGAAGAAGAUGUUUGGCAGCAAAGUGGUGAGCUCAGCAACGACGAUGAAUAGUUACGGUCAGGGGAGAGCGCGUGGACGGCAAGCGCGGAUGCAGCAGAUGGUUCACAAAGCCACACCGCGCUCAAACCUCUCCCAACACAAACCAACCUGGCCACCUGCGACAUCAGCAAAGUUGGAUGGAAUGACAAUGCGACAGCUCAGCGCGGACGAGCUACGAGAGUGGCAAGAGAGACACGCUCUUCCCCCCACUAUCAACUUGCAGAACAGUGGAAGUUGGUGGACAUUCGAGCACGACGCUGCGUACAGAUCCGUUCAACACCAGUUCUUAGACGCUACAGGAAGCUUCGAUCCAAACACGCUCAUGGCACUGUUGCAAGUAUACCCUUACCACGUCGAUACACUCAAUCAAGUCUCGGAAGUGUUUAGAAUGCAAGGUGAUAAUGGUACAGCCGGUGAUUUUACAGAGAGGAUGCUUUUUGCUAUAGAGAGAGGGUUUGCGAUGGGUUUCAGUGCACUUUCGGGUGGAUGCAGGGUAGAUUUCGACAGGGUGGAGAACCGCGCAUUGUGGCUGGGACUCAGUCGACUGAUUACACAUCUACGCAUGAAGGGGUGUUGGAGGACGGCGUAUGAGUAUGGCAAGGUGAUGCUCGCCCUCGACCCACUCACUGACCCACACGGCGCACUCCUCCAGCUUGAUUUCCUCGCCGUCAAAGCUGGUCAGUACGACUGGUUGCUUGGCGUGGCAGGCGAGUGGCCGUAUAACCAUACGCACAGCGUACACUUAACAGACACAACAUUCCUCCCUGGCAUAGCGUAUGCGCGGGCGCUGGCGACGUAUUAUAAAGGGAGAAGUGUUCAUGGAAAGCACGUCUCACUGGAUGCGACAGUCAAGUAUUUCCUGCAGGCCGUGCUUGCGCAUCCGCUGGUACUAUCGCUGCUACUUGAACACAACCUCGUCAGAGUGUCAGCAGAGCGUGGGGAGGUGUUGAAGAAUGUGCUCGUCGUCGAGAAGCAUUAUGAAAAGUAUGCACCAAUACACGCCCGCCGUAACGAAGCACUCGCACGCAUUUAUUGCGCUCACUCCCUCCCUCUCUAUCGCGACCCUGCGUUGCCAGUGCAGGCGAUAGUCGACCAUACGCUCGAUGCGCUGCGUGCGGACGGCGUUAGUGAGCGUGGUCAGAUUGAUUUGGCACAGAGGCAGAUGGACAGUGGGGUUAUCUCUCCAUCAGAAACCUUCCCGGAAAACGUCGCAAGACACGCCAUCAUCAAUAACAUAACAGACGCUAAAGCUUUUCUGCCAGAAACGUUUAGCGAAGGCGAUGCAUUUGAUCCAGUUGCUCCGAGCACCUCGAGUAGUGGCUACGACGCGGGCUAUUUCGCGGGUAUGAGAGGGGGCAGACAGAUGGGUGCACACUCACAAUCACAGCAACACUCACACACUGGCGGGAUAGUGUCUUUGAUAGAAAGCCUCCUCCGCGGCGAUAUUAACCUCGGACAGAUGGAUCCAGAUACGCGCGUCGCGUUCGAGGAGCAGGUCAACCAGCUGCAGGAGGGUGGUAUGCCUGGUGGGUUUGGCGGUGAUUGGGAGAGUGAGGAAGAGGAGGGCGAUGGUGAUGGGGAGAGUGAUGAGCGUGAUGAGCGUGAUGAGCAUGAUCAGCCGGAGGACAAUGCCACACAGCAGCCCGGGAUAAUAGACAGAUUUGCUCGCAUGUUUGCAGGGAAUGCCAACCAGGGCAACGCCAACGACAACGUAGAUUGA